UUUCCCGGGUCGGGAGCGCUGCGCCUGCCGGGAAGUCACCAGGACGGUUACCUACAGGUUCACGGCGGGGGCGGGUGGGCUUCGACAUGCAGACCACCGACCUGGGCAACAAGGAGAGCGGCAAGAUAUGGCAUCGCAAGCCGUCCCCGGCCACUCGAGACGGAAUUCUAGUGAACGUCAUUCACAACACUUCCGAGUACCAUCCAAAAGCUUUGCGAUUUUUGAAUGUGGCUUUUGAUGGUUCAGGAGAUUCCCUCAUUGCCGGGGACCAUCAAGGAAAUAUCUAUGUUUUUGACUUGAAUGGAAACAGGUUUAAUCUUGUUCAGCGAACAGCACAAGCUUGCACAGCUCUGGCCUUUAAUCUUCGUAGGAAAUCCGAAUUCCUUGUGGCACUAGCUGAUUAUUCUAUCAAAUGUUUUGAUACAGUCACCAAGGAACUAGUUAGCUGGAUGAGAGGACAUGAAUCGUCGGUGUUUUCCAUCUCUGUGCACGCGUCAGGGCGAUAUGCCAUCACUACUUCUUCUGAUACAGCACAGCUAUGGGACUUGGAUACCUUUCAGAGAAAAAGAAAGCUGAACAUUCGCCAGUCGGUGGGGAUACAGAAGGUUUUCUUUCUACCACUAAGUAAUACCAUCCUCAGCUGUUUUAAAGACAAUUCCAUUUUUGCCUGGGAAUGUGAUACUCUGUUUUGCAAAUAUCAAUUACCAGCUCCACCCGAAAGCUCCAGUAUAUUAUACAAAGUGUUUGCUGUGACCAGAGAUGGCCGAAUCCUGGCUGCUGGAGGCAAAUCAAAUCACCUUCACUUAUGGUGCUUAGAAGCUACACAGCUCUUUAGAAUUAUCCAGAUGCCUACAAAAGUUCGAGCCAUUCGCCAUCUAGAAUUUCUUCCUGAUAGCUUUGAUGCUGGUUCUAAUCAGGUUCUUGGAGUGCUGAGUCAAGAUGGUAUUAUGAGAUUUGUCAACAUACAGACUUGUAAACUUCUUUUUGAAAUUGGGAGCCUUGAUGACGGAAUUAGCUCAUCAGUGAUUAGCCCCCACGGACGGUACAUUGCAUCUAUUAUGGAGAAUGGCAGUCUGAACAUAUAUUCAGUUCAGGCUUUAACACAAGAAAUAAAUAAGCCACCUCCUCCUUUAGUGAAAGUGAUUGAGGAUUUGCCUAAGAAUAAACUUAGUUCUGGUGAUCUUAAGAUGAAAGUAACAUCAGGAAGAGUUCAGCGGCCAACUUUAAAACCCAGGGAAAGCAAAAUACAAACUAGAAUAUUAAAACAAGACCUGACUAGUAAUUUUGAAAAUAAAGAGAAUGAAUUGUCAUAUGGAUUAAAUAAAAAACGUUUACAAAUCUUAUUAAAAGGCUAUGGUGAAUAUCCAACCAAAUACAGAAUGUUUAUUUGGCGCUCUCUGCUACAACUGCCUGAAAAUCAUACUGCAUUCAGCAGCCUGUUAGAUAAGGGUACUCACGUGGCAUUUCUCAACCUUCAGAAGAAAUACCCCAUCAAAAGUAGGAAGCUACUCAGAGUGCUACAGAGAACCCUGUCUGCAUUGGCUCACUGGUCUGCCAUCUUCAGUGACACACCGUACCUUCCACUGUUGGCGUUUCCAUUUGUAAAAUUAUUCCAGAACAACCAGCUCAUCUGUUUUGAAGUUAUUGCUACUCUCAUAAUCAAUUGGUGUCAACACUGGUUUGAAUACUUUCCUAAUCCUCCCAUCAAUAUUCUGAGCAUGAUAGAAAACGUUUUGGCAUUUCAUGACAAGGAACUGCUACAACACUUCAUCAAUCAUGAUAUAACUUCCCAGCUAUAUGCGUGGCCUCUUCUUGAAACUGUGUUCUCAGAAGUACUGACAAGAGAGGAGUGGCUGAAAUUAUUUGAUAAUGUCUUUUCCAACCAUCCUUCAUUCCUCCUGAUGACUGUUGUAGCCUACAACAGAUGUUCUAGAGCUCCUUUGCUCAACUGUAAUCUCAAAGAUGAUUUUGAGUAUUUUUUUCACCAUCGGAAUAACCUGGAUAUAAAUGUUGUGAUUAGAGAAGUUUAUCAUCUCAUGGAGACCACGCCUAGUGAUAUCCAUCCAGACAGCAUGCUUGCUGUUUUCACAGCACUGACAAAGGGGCAGUAUCCAGUAUUUAACCAAUAUCCGACGUUUAUUGUGGACUAUCAGACACAGGAGCGAGAAAGAAUAAGGAAUGAUGAACUGGAUUACCUAAGAGAGAGGCAGACAGUUGAAGAUAUGCAAGCAGAAGUAGACCAGCAGAGAGUGGAAGAUGAAGCUUGGUAUGAAAAACAAGAACUGCUUCGUAAAGCCGAAGAAACAAGACGACAAAUACUCUUACAGGAGGAAGAGAAGAUGAUGCAACAGAGACAGAAACUAGCUGCUGUGAAAAGAGAGCUGAAAAUAAAGGAAAUACACUUACAAGAUGCUGCGAGAAGGCGUUUCCUGAAGCUUCAGCAAGAUCAGCGUGAAAUGGAGCUGAAAAGACUGGAUGAUGAAAUUGAGAGAAAGGUACAAAUGAGAGAUCAAGAAAUUGCUAGCACAGCCAAAGACCUUGAAAUGAGACAGCUGGAACUCGAAUCACAAAGGAGACUUUAUGAGAAGAAUCUUACCAGAAGUCAAGAAGCUGUUGCAAAAGAAAUACGAGAAGAUGCAGAUGCCUAUAGACGAAAAGUGCACCUUGAAGAAGACCUGUUUCAUAGACUGAUAGAAACCGACCAGACUCAGAGCCAGAAGGCUCAGCAGAUAAUUGAAGAAAAUUUGGACCAAGCUGAACAAGCAUGCCUAAAUACUGACUGGCAGAUUCAAACUUUAUAUAAACAAAAAUGUGAUGAUUUACAGCGAGAUGAAUGUUACCAGGAAGUAGCCAAACUCCUUCAGGAAAACAGGAGGAAAGAAAUAGAGGUAUUAAAAGCAAUGAUGGAGGAGGAAGCCAUGAAGUGGAAGGAAGCUGAGGAAAAGGAGUUUCAUUUGAGAUCAGAAAAGAAAGCUUCUGCCCUUUCUGAUGCGUCUAGAAGGUGGUUUUUAAAGCAGCAGAUAGGUGCUGCGUUAGCACAUGCUGAAAACCCAUCUCCUAAAGAAGUGUCCAGGUGGCGCGGUGAGCAGGGCGACCUCGGCUGUCUGCCUAGGAGCUCACAGGCAAACAUGUCUGACAUGGACUGCUCCGCAGAAGUUCUUUUAACUCGAAAUGCAGUCGAGUGGGACAGCUCGGAGCAGAAUGUCAUGAGGAAAGUGCGGAACCUCCGCCAGAGACUCUCCGCCCAGGCUCGGGGCAGGCGCCAGGCCCCUCGUCUGCUGGCCACGUAGAAGACGUGGCACCUGAGCCAGCCGGAGAGAGAGUCGCCUCGUUUGUAAUCAAUGACACUGAUUUUUAGCCUAUUUAUUUUACACUCCUAUGAAGACCAACCUUUUGUAUAGAAAAAUCUGUCCAUAAAAAUUAUGUGUUCUAUUUGAUACCUUUCGGCUUGUAAAUGGCUCCUUGAACCUUUCAUAAUAAAAAUUUUUUA
Messenger RNA from Lepus europaeus (European hare), 3490 nucleotides. It is a transcript of the gene TBC1D31, whose product is annotated as TBC1 domain family member 31. Gene Ontology annotation, molecular function: protein binding. Gene Ontology annotation, cellular component: centrosome. Bases 87 to 3290 code for a protein of 1067 amino acids. NCBI's taxonomy places the organism in Eukaryota, Metazoa, Chordata, Mammalia, Lagomorpha, Leporidae. The record is from RefSeq and is a predicted model, not a curated record. The transcript has 22 exons.